GGCAGAGUUGCCGGUGCUUUUGCAUCAUCAAGCAAAGGGGAGCUAUACAUGCAGAUACAGCCAAGAGAGAGAGAGAGGGGGAGAGAGAGAGAGAGAGAGAGAGAGAUACUGCGAGCAGAUCCAUCAAGCUAACAUCCACUUGGCCCCUUCUGCCCCCGAGCAAGGCACCGGCGAGGCGUCCUUCCUUCACCUGUCAGGGUGCUGCACCGCGGUCUCAUGAGCAUCUCAUCGUCUGCUGCUCUAGAUAUGCAGAACCCCGGUCUUGGCCCCCAGUUCAUCGUGGGGCCCCCACCCAAGGUGCCUGGCAGGAAGAGAGGCCGACCACCCAUCCGUAAGCUGGAAUUUCAGCACCAUUACCCAGAAGUCCUUUCUGCCCUGAAGGUGCCUAAGAAGAGAGGAAGGAAGCCUGGUUUCAAGCUGAAGCCCAGGAUGCUGAUGUCCCCUCUAGCUGACUCCGCCCCCAGCAGCACCCCAGAGCCCGAGCUGAGCUCCCUCCCCCAGGACGCGGCCAUCGUCCCCCGGUCGGCCACGCCCCAGGCCCACACAGCAGAGACCUCGGUGCCGGACGACUUCCUGUGCGACCCCGUGGACUCAAAGCGUUACGCCGUCGACCCCAGCGACUCGGCCUUCGGCGUCAUGGCGACGGGGUUCCGACCCAAGCACUCUUACGGUUACCGCGGCAGCAGCAGCAGCGGCUGCUCCAACCCCACGGCCAUGUGCAGACGAGCAUCCAGUCCCGGGAAUUUCCAGGACCCAAACAGAAACACAGCCUACAGCCCCGGCUCUGAGGCCGGGGACUGCAAACGUCCCGCUGGAAGAGACCCGUCCAGCUGGGGGGUGGAGGAGGUGGUCUGGUUCAUCAAAGACUCGGACCCUCAGGCGCUUGGGCCGCACGCAGAAGCCUUCAGGAAACACGAGAUCGAUGGAGAUGCACUCCUGCUGCUGAAGAGUGAGAUGAUGAUGAAGUACCUGGGACUGAAGCUGGGGCCUGCGCUCAAACUGUGCUACCACAUCGACAGGCUCCGACAGAACCGACCGUGAUUCGCUGGAGACGGGCCAGAAGAGCUUUCUCUCUGGAUGGAGUAACCCUAUUUAACCGUUUAUUCCAGAAGAUCUUUUCAAGAUUACACCCGUCGGUAGUAGUUCACGACCAGCGUCGGGUUUUGUACGUUUUUCAUAAGUUUUUCGUACGCCACUGGUUCGUGGUUUGCUUCUCAGACACCUGAAACAAUAUACAUUACUGAGGCACGGUUUGCAUCUUUGUUUUGCAGGUUUCUGAAUGGAUUUUGGUUGAGAGUCCUCCUGGACAAAUGGCAGCUACGAAUAUGUGACCUGGAAUAGCAAAUGCUUUUGUUUUUUUAACCGUACAGUUAUUGUCUCAAUUUCUGAUACAGCAAAAUACUAAAUCCAACUGCAUUUGUCCGUGCCUCACCACCACAUUUGAACUCCUAUUCUCUGUAAAGCUGGUCGUUUUACCUGUGGCCUGCUGUACAGUUAUUUUUGACUUCUUGGUAUUUAAAAUAGGACUGAGAGGCUUUUAUUUGUGGAAUCCGAACUGAACGAAGAUCUGCUUGCUUUCCUUUAUAAAAUAAUAUCUCUGAUAUCUCUCCGUAAUUUCAUGGCAAACAAAAUCCAACAUGGUGCUCGGUUGGCAUGACAACGGAUUACCUCCAUGUUUUCGGUGCACGCUGUUCCCCUCCUCAUUAGCAGGUGCAGCGUACACAUUUUCACCACCAACAAAGAAGAAAGGAAUGGAAACACUCUCGGCCUUUGUGCAUUCCAACAGUGCAGACUUGUAAACCUGUGUUCACUUUUACUGGGAAUGCCCAUUGGAAUUUCCUUCCAGUGGAAGCAUUCCAAUAGGGUUCAACUGAGAGGAAUGUGUAGCAGAAUCCUGUGACUUGAACGGACCCUUUUCAUAGCGUUUACUGGAAUAACCACUGCCAAUAUUUGACAUGACUUCAGGUACCCUGCAAUCAACAAUGUCUGGACUUCUCCGCAACGUUGCUGUUCAUGUACGUUUUUAUGCUUAUGCACACACACGCGCGCACACACACACACACACACACACACACACACACACACACACACACACACACACACACACACACACACACACACACACACACACACACACACACACACACACACACACACACACACACACACACACAUACCGUUUGAGGAUUUAAUUAUUGAGGAUUUAAUUAUUGUUCUCAAUGUGAAUGAAUGCUCAAUCUCAUUAACCUCUCAAGUGAAAACUUUUGUUGUCUUGGGCCAAUAUAUUUAUGUGUAACAUUAUAUAAUUGUGUUGU
Messenger RNA from Gadus chalcogrammus (walleye pollock), 2315 nucleotides. RefSeq names its product Scm polycomb group protein like 4 (gene scml4). NCBI's taxonomy places the organism in Eukaryota, Metazoa, Chordata, Actinopteri, Gadiformes, Gadidae. The coding region runs from base 217 to 1041 and encodes 274 amino acids. The record is from RefSeq and is a predicted model, not a curated record. Gene Ontology annotation, molecular function: protein binding. The transcript has 6 exons.